UUUUUGUUAUAAUUCAACCAUUCCUCAUUUUCUCUCUCUAUUUUUUUUCUUAUCUUGGUCUGUUCUAUAUGUGAAGUAAAAAAAAAAAGUAGAUGAUGAUGAUCUUGAAAGGAGGAAUUAAAAGAAGAAAGCGGUUAUAUAAUUAAUGGGGUUUUCAUGGGCAUUUGGAGAAGGUGUAGUAGUAGUAGAAAAACAAGAAGAAAAUCAAGAACAAGACUCAAAAAAGCUGCUUUUUGAGAGUUCUUUCAUGGCUACUAGUAAUAAUAAAGUCAUCAAUCAUCACUCAGCUCAUCAACUAGACCAUCAUCAGCAACAACAACAUCAAAUACAACAGCAACAAAUACAAAAUCACCAUCAUCAGCAUCAUCAUCAUCAUCAUCAAGAACAGCAUCACCAUGAUCAUCAGCAAAUUCCUUAUGGAAUGAUGCAAUCAUCAUCAUCAUCCUCCAUCCCUGCAGGGAGCUUCAUAAGCAAGGAUGCGGGAGCUUAUGACUUGGGAGAAUUGGAUCAAGCCCUAUUUCUUUAUCUUGAUGGUCAAGAUCCUUCCACUGUUCAAGAUCAAAGACAGAGUAGUAGUAGUGGUGGAAUGAGACCUCCAACUCUCAACAUUUUUCCAUCUCAGCCUAUGCAUGUAGUAGAGCCAUCAUCAACAAAGACUAAUACUCCAAGGUUAGUUUCUUCAGCAACUAGUGGUUCAAAGAGACCAUCAGAGCCGUCCAUGGAGUUGGCCAACAUAAGAGAUGAUAAUAUUGUAUCUGCUCCUGAACCAGCUAAAUCAAUUAAGCGUGAAGGAGCCCGUAAAGGUCCAACAACUUCAAGUUCAGAGCAAGAAGGACCUAAAACACCUGACCCAAAGACAUUGAGAAGACUUGCUCAGAAUAGAGAGGCAGCAAGAAAAAGUAGACUAAGAAAAAAGGCUUAUGUUCAGCAGCUAGAGUCAAGUAGAAUUAGGCUAACCCAAAUUGAACAAGAAUUACAAAGAGCUAGAACUCAAGGUCUUUUCUUCGGUGGAGGUGGUGGUGGUGGAGGUCUUUUAGGAGGAGAUCAAGGUCUACCCGUAGGUAUUAACAAUAUCAGCUCAGAUGCUGCUGUGUUUGACAUGGAGUACGCAAGAUGGGUAGAGGAGCAUCAUCGGCUAACAUGUGAGCUACGGGCAGCGGUGCAAGAGCAUUUACCGGAAAAUGAGCUGAGGCUAUUUGUGGAUAAUUGCUUAGCUCAUUAUGAUGAGGUUAUGAACCUCAAAACAAUGGUUGCCAAAACGGAUGUUUUUCAUCUUGUUUCUGGUAUGUGGAAAACUCCGGCCGAGCGUUGCUUCAUGUGGAUGGGAGGUUUCCGGCCAUCUGAGCUCAUCAAGGUUAUCUUGAACCAAAUAGAGCCCUUAACAGAGCAACAAAUAUUAGGAAUAUGUGGAUUGCAGCAAUCAACACAAGAAGCAGAAGAAGCAUUAUCACAAGGAUUAGAAGCUCUAAAUCAAUCUUUAUCAGAUACAAUUGCUUCUGAUUCACUGAGCUGCCCUCCUAACAUGGCUAACUACAUGGCCCAGAUGGCUCUAGCCAUGAACAAGCUUUCUACACUUGAAGGUUUUGUUAGACAGGCAGAUAAUUUGCGGCACCAGACCCUUCAUCGGCUGCAUCAAAUACUGACAACCCGGCAAGCUGCGAGGUGUUUUCUGGCGAUUGCUGAGUAUUUCCAUCGUCUUCGAGCUUUAAGUUCUCUGUGGUUGGGUCGUCCACGUCAAGAAUAACAGAAAAAGAAACCCUAGUUCAUUAAUUAAUUAGUAGAAUUUUAUAAGAAUCCUCACAAUAUAUAUCUCAGUUCUCUCUCAAUUAUUAAAUGGAUGAAAUUAUAUUAUUUCUUUUGA
Messenger RNA from Mercurialis annua (annual mercury), 1861 nucleotides. RefSeq names its product bZIP transcription factor TGA10. The transcript is spliced from 11 exons. Gene Ontology annotation, molecular function: sequence-specific DNA binding; DNA-binding transcription factor activity. Lineage: Eukaryota; Viridiplantae; Streptophyta; Magnoliopsida; Malpighiales; Euphorbiaceae. The coding region runs from base 146 to 1744 and encodes 532 amino acids. Gene Ontology annotation, biological process: DNA-templated transcription; regulation of DNA-templated transcription. The record is from RefSeq and is a predicted model, not a curated record.